Onthophagus taurus is the source of this 5824-nucleotide messenger RNA. It is a transcript of the gene upSET, whose product is annotated as SET domain-containing protein upSET. The record is from RefSeq and is a predicted model, not a curated record. Gene Ontology annotation, biological process: regulation of DNA-templated transcription. Lineage: Eukaryota; Metazoa; Arthropoda; Insecta; Coleoptera; Scarabaeidae. Gene Ontology annotation, cellular component: Rpd3L-Expanded complex; Set3 complex.
GGGUUCGAGAUUAUUGGACAGGUUUCUUGGAUACAUUUCCUUUGUUUUGUACAGAAUAUGGCUGCCAUAUUUAGCUUAGAUGUAUGUUUUCGAAUCAAUUGUAGAAUAAUCGUGAAAUACAUGGUGUUAUUGUAGCCGUGGUGGUUUAAAUUGGUGAAAAUAUUGCGCGGAUAGUGUCGGUUCUAUUAUGGACAAGAUAAAUUGCAGUGAACGUUUGUUUUUCGCCAGAAAAUGUUUGUGUUUACAUCGGUGAUUGAAACGUUCAGUUUGAAUUCUGUCAAUCUAAGAAAAAAGUGAUCUGGAAGGCGAAAAGGAAAACACCGAGGGAGGGGGUGGGUUUUUAUUGCAAAAAGAUGGAUACAACGAAUUGUACAACUCUGCAGACAUGAGCGUUUGUUUAGAGACAACAAAGGUGCUUACGACACCGGCGGUUACCUUAAAUACAACUUCCUCCGAGCUAGCUGAAAAUGAAAAACCACAAGUAUCUUCGAAAAACAUCUCGAAAAUUUUCGUUGCAAACCCACAACAAGGUACAGUGACUUCAACAACACAAAUGAAGAUUGUAAAUUCGCCAUUGUUGACGAUGGUGAAUACUGGUCAAGGGCCGAUAACCGUAGUAAAAUCGUCUUUAGCUAAUUCAUCGGCAACUUCACACAUUACACUUGUAAAUUCGACGACUUUAAAAUCGACUCCAACAAUAACUUUGGUAAACGCCGCUCCGAUUACAGUAGUUAAAGCGGUCCAACCAACCAUACAUUCAGGUGUUAUUAAUUCUGAUAACAAUAAGAUUGAGACAGUUAAUAACGGAACUGUGCAACCUUUAACUGAAAAAGCAACAUUACACAAUGUAUUUGUUAAGAAGAACCAUCCGGUUGGCGAACAAGACGUUGUUGUUCCGCAAAGCCACAAGUUGCUUACGGCGAAUUCGUUUCCUUCCACAAAUGUGAUGCAAUCAAAUUCUGGUCAGUUAUUAAAAACGGUGAACGGUCAAAGACCGGUUACCGGAAACAAAGUAAAAAUACUUAGCAAUGUAAUAAUGCCCAACGCGAUGGCGGCUGGUCCGAGUAACGUUUUAUUAAACAAAAACACAAAUCAAAGGAUAUUUCAACAAAAACCGGUCGGAAAUGGGGCCACUAAAUAUCUAAACAAACCAAUAGCGAACGUUUCAAAUAAACAAGUUUUACAAAAACCGAUUUCCGAUAAACCGCAACAACAAAAAAUCAUUUACGCCGGCCCAAAGAGUCAAAUAAAAACUUUAUCGACGUUUAAUUAUGCUCCCAAUAAACCUAACUUAAAAGCUUUGAGUCCUCCAAUGAAACAAAACGCUCUCCCAAAACCCGGCCCGUCGCGGCAAAUCCCGCCACAACAGCGCCAACAAAGACACGUUCCUGGAAAACCGAAUUACAUUGGAAAACACGCCGUUCAAGCUCAAAAAUUAAAGCAACCGCUUCCAAAGAAGAAAGCAACCCCGUUUAUACAUCAAUAUCAAAACAGACCGACGACAACUAAUCAAGUUACUUUUAAUCAAGCGCUUACGGCUCAAAUUUUGGAAACGUUAGGUACGAAAUCGACUUACGAAUCAAUCAGAUACGAACCAUCGUACUUUUCAGAACCGCGUCCUCAUCAACAGGAAACGCGGCAGAUAGAGUACAAACCUCAAUCGAACUUAGACACCCUCUCGUUCGUUUGCCAAGCAGUGUUAUUGGAUCAUAACUAUAACGCUACUUUGCCAAUGGACUCGCCUGUGCCUCCAAGUCCGAAUCCAAGCACACCCAACGGCGUUGGUAUGUCUUUAUAUUCACCAGGCAGCAGCAAAAAGCGGUUAUUUAAUUUGACUCCAACAAAUCAAUCUCUUACGAGUCUUUCAAGCGCUUCCCUCUUACAAAGCACGGUGAGUCAAGAUGACGAUGCCGCUUCUGAUAUAAGCUGCGUUUCCGACCGGAAACCUGAUACAGAAGGAGAAGAAACCGACACGGCUCCGGAAGCGGAAGCAGUCGCUAACGACAACGAUCAAUUUGAUCGUUACGGUGAUUACGUUACAAGGUGUAUUUGCGGAUUUAUCCAUGACGAUGGUUACAUGAUAGAGUGCGAUCAAUGUAAAGUCUGGCAACAUGUUCGAUGUGUUGUUAAAACGAAAAAGGUUCCCGACGAUUAUUUGUGUGAAGUUUGCGAUCCGUCCAAACCAACAGACAGACAUAAAGCGCGGACCUUACAACAACAAUGGAUGAGAGAGGUGCAAGAACGCGACGCAAAAUUAAGAAAAGAACAGUUAAAAGAAGUUUUAACGGAUUCGGAUUCAUCCGAUGGCGAUCAUCCCUCGAUUAACAACAAUAUCACGCUUGGAAAAAAUCGAAGGAAAGUUGAUAUUAAACAAAGGCAGAGGCGCGAGAGAGAGAAAAGACAGUUAAAACGGAAAAUAACUAAACGAAAGAUGAGAAGUCAAUGUAAAACUGGAAGUGGUGAUGAUGAAAAAACUCAUCUUCCUCAGUUGCGGCAGUGGAUUGAUAAUUACGAGGAAGCCGUUACUAAUCAUUAUUCACCUGAAUUGCGAGCUAGAAUUAGUAAUAUUAGGAUUAAUGGGGCUCAUUCUGAAUUUUCUGGACAAGUUGAUCCGCAAGUACAAAGAUGCAAACUCGAAACAAACUCAAAUGGCACAAAAUGUUUAUUAACAACGCUGGAUUUAGAUGCUGGAACUCCCAUAAUCGAACUUCGUGGCAAAUACAUGCUGUCAACGCAACACCGAACAUCAACGAAUGUUAAUAAUUUAACGACGCGACAACAACGACCCGGUCCGUUUUUAUUUUUCUAUCGAUUAAAUCGAGAUAAUACUGAAGUGUGUGUCGAUACACGAACGUAUGGAAACGUGGCCCGAUUCGUCCGUCGAUCCUGUCAACCGAACGCGGAAUUGAGGCAUUGCAUAGAGAAAGGCGUCCUACAUUUGUACAUUGUGACAGCGUCGGCUGUCGAAAAGGAUGUGGAAUUAACGAUUAAGCACGAAUCUCACGACUUGGUCGCGGCGGUGAACACGACGGCGGAAGUGAGUUGCGCGUGCGGUAAUCCGGAAACGUGCGCGUUAAAAUCGCAGUCUCGAAAGAAUGGGAUUCAAGUCCCCGGCGAGGUGAAUCUGCACAGGAAGCGGCGCGGAAGAAGAACGAGUUCCACCGUCAAUUCCGACACAAUUAAAGUUAAAGAAGAACCUCCACCGUCUUUACCACCCGAAAAGGAAGAAAAUGUAGUGGAAGAAAAAAUAGACGUCAAAAAAAUUGAGGUUAUUAAAAAAGUUGAGGUUAAAAAAGAAGAAAUUGAAAUUGAGGAGGUUAAAAUUGAAGAGAUUAAAAUAAAAGAGGAAAUUAAAGAGGAAGAGACUACAACAAUGGUUGAAGCUUCAUCUCCUCCACCUCCACCACCUCCUCCCCCCGUUGUUAAUCGAAGAUCAUCAGCAAAAAGUGAUCAUGAAGAUCGAAAAGAAUCACCCGCUCAAUCCGAUGAAAAAGACAAGAAAAAAUUGAGUCGUGAGGAAAGAAAAUUUCAAGCAAUUAUGAAAGCGAUUGAAAGAAUGGAAAAACAAGAACAGCGGAAACAAGAACAUCAAGCAAAACAAGCAAACCGAAGAGAAUCGGAACCUUUACCGGGUGGAAAAGACGAAGAAAAAAAUUUGGGACGAGGAAAACGACGGAAACGGAAAGGCCGAACAAGAACAUUAAGCACAAAUUCGCAACAAGGUAGAAGAAAUCGUUUAAAUUCCGCGGAUUCGGCUCAUGCGACAUCUAGUGAUGAAACUUUAUUAUCACCGAAUGAUCAAAAUAUCGAUCAGAGUUCUCCGAGAAAAGCAGCUGGUCUUCUUUUGGCAUUUUCAAAUGGUGAUGGUUUAAACGAAACGAAAUCUUGCUCCCCGGAACAAGUUGGUGAUAUCGAUUCAAAUUCAAAUUCUUCACCCGAAACACCACUUUCGUCGGCUUGUCUAUUAGUUGCAGCUGCAGUUGAACCUUUAGAACCAGGAUUUAAAUUUCCAAAAACAAAAAAGGGGUUAAUGAAUGAAUGGUUGAAUAAAGGCACGGAACAACCACCAACGGUUAUUUCACCAUCGUUAAGUAUUACACCAACAGAGAGUGUUUAUGAUACUGCAACCGGUUUUUAUACCCCAACCAAAAACUUAGUCGCUUUAGCUCAAGCUGCAACAACAUUUUGCGAUAACGAUACACAACCGAGAGUUAACGCUAAAAAACGUUGGUUAAGGCAAGCUAUUAGCGAAGAUCAAUGUGAUAGUCCGAGUAGUAGCAGACCGGAAUCUCCUCCAAUUAGCAGCGAAACCUUGGCACCACCAAAAAAACGAAGACUUCCGCGAGAAUCUCUUUCAACGGAAAGUAUGGUUUCAAAGGGAGACGAAGACGACGUUAACAACGUUAACCAAGAAAGUAGCGAAACGGUCGAACCGGAAUUUACCGAGCAAAUUAAUACCCAGCCGACACAACCUUUAUUAACAGCACGGUUUGAAUCGAGUCAAGAAUUCGUGCGGAAAGAAUUUUCUUUGUUAGAUCCAAGAUUAUGUCGUGAUCGACAAAAUCCAUUAUUUAAUAGCGAGCAUUUAGUUGGAACGGUUGAGAAAACGUUGAGUUUUUUGGGGUUUCAAGAUAAUAAGAAACCGGAGGCUAUACCAACUAAAAGAAAGCUCUCGAUAACCGAAUAUCGUCAAAGAAAAAAGCUUAAUGUAAACGACAAACAAGACGAGGGUAUAAUUGAAGAAAUGGCCGCGGAGUCGCAGUCUCCGAAAAUGCUUCGGAAUCGGUCGAAUAGUUCAAGUUCGACUUCGUGUCCUACUUCGGACGAGGAAGUUUCCCCACCAUCGAAUCCACCUCAAAAAAUUUUAUCAGCUUUUAAUUCUGAACCCACCGAACUUGAACGUCAAAGGGAAAACGUCAGUUUGCGGCUUAAAAAAGCUUUAGGAUUAACGUUGGAUGUUGAAACUCGUAAAUCAGCGUCCAUUAAUGUCGAAACGAUUUUAAAACGAGACCUUCCAUCACCUCCGAAACCGAAUUUAAUAUUACCGCUUUCAUCACCGACGUUUCCGAUUCCGGGUUCCGGCGAUGUUUCAAAUGAAUUACCUCCGCUUCAAACUCCACCCCCACAGCAACAAAUUCAGAAUCAAUCAAUGCAAUUUCAACAAAUACAACAACAAAAAGUGAUACAAGAAGUCGAUGAUUGUGCGGUGUCUGAAAUUCCUUUGGAACAACCCUCUGAAACGACGAUUACCGUUGCUGAGGGUGAUGAAGAAAUGCUUGAAGAGACUCUUUCUGAUACGAUACGUUCGUCAGAACCUCCGGUGCUUUAUUACACCCCCGAUGAAGAAGAAAUGGAAAUGACAGUUACAGAAAGUGAUGGUAUUGAUGAUACUGAUGGUGGCAGUGCUAGUUAUGUGCCCCCUUUUAAUAAUCCAUUGUAUCCCAAUAGUAAUUAUACGAAUUACGGUUCAGUUAUAGAUGAUGAUGCGCCAUAUGAAGGUAGAAAUCCAUCUCCACCUCCAAAUCACGGAGAGGAUGUCCAUUGAAUAAGUGAAAUUAAUUUUAAAAAAAAUGAAAAGUCGUAGUGAUGAAAGCUUUAACACAAAAGAACCUGAAAAGAAUGAAGUGAAAGAAAUGGAAGAAAAAGAAUGUGUAAAUACACCCCCACCCCCCACACUUUGCCCCUUUAUUACAGAAUCUAAUCUUUUUUGUGCAAUCACUAAAAUUACUAUACUCUUUAGGUCUCGCCCUGUUUAAUUACUAUUUGUUUAAUUAGAGGUUUUUUUUUUAUUUAUGAAACGACGAAAUUAAAAUUGACCCAUUAA